AUGCCGGUUCAAUCCAAGCUUCGUCAGGACUCAAAUUGGCUCGCACAACUCGUCUCACCUCACAACAGAGCAAAGCAAGGUCUUGGCCUCGUCGCCCUUCUUGUCCUCUUGUCUCUCCGCAAACAAUUCCACCAUUGGUUGGAUCGGCGCAAUGUCAUCAAACUCGCCCGCACACAUUCCGGCUCGGUCCAUCUCGACGUGGCUGAUGCCUUGAAACAGGUCUAUCUACCCAAGCCCGACGGAUCUCGUGACUUGCUCGUCCCAAAUCGUGGUUAUGUAUCCAAGGUUCCCAUCAAGCCUACCUCGAAACGCACCUUCGAUGCCGACUAUGCUGCCUUCCGCAAGCUGCCCCCUACUUCCGAUGCAGCAGCGGUCAACGCAGGCAAGAAAAACAUCAGCCAAGAAGAUGCGAAACGCUCCCAGAUCGAAGAUGCAAAGUCCAUGCGCGCCGACGGCGGUGCGGCUGCCGCCACCGCCAAAAAGGUUGGUGUCAACAAAGAGUUCUUCCGGCAGCUCAAAGCCAUCUUCCGCAUCCUUGUCCCACGCAGGAACAGCAAGGAAGUCUUUAUCUUCCUCCUCCACACCUCGUUCCUCGUGCUUCGAACCUACCUUUCUAUGCUCGUCGCCCGUCUCGACGGUAUCAUUGUUCGUGAUCUCGUCUCUGCCAACGGUCGUGGCUUCCUUCGAGGUCUUGGUCUCUGGUUCUUGCUCUCCAUCCCAUCGACCUACACCAACUCCAUGAUCCGCUUCCUCCAGUCCAAGCUCGCAAUCGGCUUCCGCACGCGCCUCACACGAUACGUCCACGACCUCUAUCUCAACCACAACGCCAACUUCUACCGCAUCAUCAACCUCGACGGCCGUCUCGACGCCGCAGAUCAGUACAUCACCACCGACAUUGCACGCUUCUGCGAAACUCUCGCCGCCCUCUACUCAAAUGUCUCCAAACCUGUGCUCGACCUCAUCAUCUUCAACUAUGCCCUCAGCCGCUCCCUUGGUCCCAUGGGUAUCCUUGGCCUCACCGCAAACUACCUCUUCACCGGCUGGAUCCUUCGUCAAGUCACACCUGCGUUCGGCAAACUUGCUGCCAUCGAAGCCAAGCUCGAGGGCGACUUCCGUUCCGCCCACAGCCGACUCAUCACAAACGCAGAAGAGAUUGCCUUUUACAACGGCGCAUCCAUCGAAGCUGGUAUCCUCAAUCGUGCCUACAUCCGCCUCGUGAGACACAUCAACAGCAUCUUCAAGAUCCGCGUCGCGUUCAACAUGACCGAGGACUUUGUGCUCAAGUAUGCUUGGUCCGCCGCAGGUUACGUCAUCAUUGCUGCGCCCUUCCUCUUUGGCCAGAAGAAGCCACAGUUUGAGUCGACCGAUGCAGCGCCCAUGCCAGCCCACAUCGACAGCACCGUUGCGUCCAAGACCGAGUCUUAUAUCUCCAAUCGCCGUCUGCUUCUGUCUCUCGCCGACGCAGGAAGUCGACUCAUGUACAGUUACAAGGAGCUCGCCGAGUUGGCCGGUUUCACCAGUCGUGUCUACACGCUCAUCUCGACCUUGCACUUGCUCAACAGAGAGCAAUACCAGGCCAUGCCCAGGCCUCUCGACCUUCCGACGGACAAGCCCUUCUACGACCUAGGUCAUAUUGAGGGUCAGGUCGUCGUCGGCCCCAACUCGGUUGCCUUUGACAAGGUACCCAUCGUUGCUCCAGCACCCGGCCUAGAGCGCGGGGGCGAGGAGCUGGUCAAAGACCUCACCUUGCGCAUUCAGCCGGGAGAGCACAUCCUCAUAACAGGGCCCAAUGGUGUUGGCAAGACAGCCGUCGCCCGUGUCGUGGCUGGUCUUUGGCCUGUAUUCCAGGGUCGCCUAGAGCGACCCUCGAUCAACGACAUCAUGUUCCUGCCGCAGCGACCUUACCUCUCCAUCGGCAGUCUCCGCGAGCAAGUCAUCUACCCCUACACCUAUCCCGAGCACGUGGCAUCCGGCAAGACCGAUGACGACCUGCUUGCCAUCCUCAAAGACGUGCACCUGGCUUACCUGCCCAGCCGAGAGGGUGGAUGGGAGACCCGUAAGGAAUGGAAGGACGUGCUGUCCGGAGGUGAAAAACAGCGCAUGGGCAUGGCGCGUUUGCUCUACCACCGACCCAAGUUUGGCAUCCUCGACGAGUGCACCAGUGCCGUCUCAACCGACGUCGAGGGACUCAUGUAUGCCAAGGCAAAGGAACUCGGUAUCACACUCAUCACUAUCUCGCACCGACCUUCGCUGUUCAAGUAUCACGAGGUGCUCUUACGUCUCACGGGCGAGAACGGUGCUUGGGAGACUGACUUUAUCGGUGCCGAGACGGAACAGUUGAGCAUGGAGAACGAGAUUGAGGAUCUCGAGAAAAAGAUGGCCGAAGUGGAAGGUUGGAAGACGCGCAUUGGCGAAAUUCAGAACGAGCUUCUCUUCAGCAAAAAUUGA
This is a messenger RNA of Mycosarcoma maydis (corn smut), 2448 nucleotides long. Its product is annotated as putative peroxisomal half ABC transporter. The coding region runs from base 1 to 2448 and encodes 815 amino acids. Gene Ontology annotation, molecular function: ATP binding; ABC-type transporter activity; long-chain fatty acid transmembrane transporter activity. Gene Ontology annotation, cellular component: peroxisomal membrane. Gene Ontology annotation, biological process: fatty acid beta-oxidation; peroxisome organization; very long-chain fatty acid catabolic process. The record is from RefSeq and is a predicted model, not a curated record. NCBI's taxonomy places the organism in Eukaryota, Fungi, Basidiomycota, Ustilaginomycetes, Ustilaginales. The transcript has a single exon.